UGAUAGUAACACACAUAUGUCAAAUUGAGUCUCGAAGUCAAAAUUCGUAGAUGUAAAAACCUGACAGCCAGGAUGCUGAAAAUGUUGAACUGCUUCUUUUUUAUUUCAUCGCUAUGCAUUAGUUUUGUUAUGUCAGAGUUGUGUAUCGAUCCUCUUGGUGUUGAAGAUGGGACUAUUUCCGAUGAACAGCUAUCCGCUUCAAGUGAAUAUUCUUUUUGGCAUGGGGCACAUCGUGGACGACUGAACACUAAAGCAGAUAGCUUGGCAGCAGGAGCAUGGUGUUCAAAAACCAACGACCAAAACCAAUGGAUUCAAGUUGACCUCGGCAAACUGCAUAAGGUACAUGGAGUAAUCACACAAGGCCGCAACAACACACACAACCUCUUACAAUGGGUGACGUCUUAUGAAAUUUUUUACAGUGUCGAUGGUAACCUGUUUCAACCAAUCAGGAAUUCAGAUUUUCAAGUAACUAAGUUUGAAGGAAAUUCGGAUCAAGACACUGCUGUGACAAACAUAUUCCCUGACCCUGUCUACGCACAAUUCGCCCGUAUUCAUCCGGUUGAUUUGCAUGGCCAUAUAUGUUUACGAUUUGAAGUUCUUGGAUGCUCGAAAGAGUUGUGUAUCGAUCCUCUUGGUGUUGAAGAUGGGACUAUUCCCGAUGAACAGCUAUCCGCUUCAAGUGAAAGUUCUAAUAGGUGUGGGGCACAUCAUGGACGACUGAACACAGAAGCAGAAGCAGGAGCAUGGUGUUCAAAAACCAGCGACCAAUACCAGUGGAUUCAAGUUGACCUCGGUAAACUGCAUAAGGUACAAGGAGUAAUCACACAAGGCCGCAACGAACAUUCCUUACAAUGGGUGACGUCUUAUGAAAUUUUUUACAGUGUCGAUGGUAACCUGUUUCAACCAAUCAGGAAAUCAGAUUGUCAAGUAACUAGGUUUGUUGGAAAUUCAGAUCAAGACACUAACGUGACAAACAUAUUCCCUGACCCUGUCUACGCCCAAUUCGUCCGUAUUCAUCCAGUUGACUGGCAUCGCCAUAUAAGUUUACGAUUUGAGGUUCUUGGAUGCUCAAAAGCAUUUUAUCGUUAUCGUUGCAUGUAUAAACAGGUCUUAAUGACAACUAUUGCAUUAUAUUGUGAUUAUAAUUUACGUCGUUAUUAUAAAAGUUUGGAUCACUUAGCUAUUGAAUUUAAUAAUGUCUUAAGUGGAAACAAUAUAGAAUAUAAUGUUGGUGUAGAGCUUGGUGAAGAGCAAGUAGGAUUUAUUGACGGUUACUCCACAAAUGAUAAUAGUAAUAUUUGUAAUAGUAAUUAA
Anneissia japonica is the source of this 1314-nucleotide messenger RNA. Its product is annotated as lactadherin-like. The coding region runs from base 73 to 1314 and encodes 413 amino acids. The transcript is spliced from 7 exons. Lineage: Eukaryota; Metazoa; Echinodermata; Crinoidea; Comatulida; Comatulidae. The record is from RefSeq and is a predicted model, not a curated record.